CCGCCGCCGUCUGGGUUUAGUCAUUCGUGUGGCGCACAUGUCAAUGCGAACAGGUGAAAGAUCGAUGCAUGGUGGAAGGAAACUCCGAACUGCGUGGACUGAAAGAACAGAAAAAGAUGCCGAAUGUCAAAGUAUUCAGUGGUUCUUCCCACAUCGAACUUGCCCAAAAGAUUGUGGACAGGUUGGGACUGGAAGUGGGCAAAGUUGUCACCAAGAAAUUCAGCAAUCAAGAAACUUGUGUUGAGAUUGGUGAGAGCGUACGGGGUGAGGAUGUUUACAUCGUACAGAGCGGAUGCGGAGACAUCAACGAUAACUUGAUGGAGUUGCUGAUUAUGAUCAACGCUUGCAAGAUUGCGUCGUCAUCCCGCGUCACGGCAGUUAUUCCUUGUUUUCCGUACGCCAGACAAGACAAGAAAGACAAGAGCCGUGCCCCCAUCUCCGCCAAGCUCGUUGCCAACAUGCUGUCCGUAGCCGGAGCAGACCACAUCAUCACCAUGGACCUCCAUGCGUCACAAAUACAGGGAUUCUUUGACAUACCUGUGGACAACCUGUAUGCAGAGCCGGCCGUGCUCAAGUGGAUUAAGGAGAAUAUACCAACCUGGGAGAAUUCCAUUAUUGUUUCACCAGAUGCUGGAGGUGCAAAGAGGGUCACAUCUAUUGCAGAUCGGCUAAAUGUGGAAUUUGCCCUGAUCCACAAAGAACGGAAGAAGGCCAAUGAGGUAGCCUCCAUGGUGCUGGUUGGUGACGUCAAGGACCGCGUAGCCAUCUUGGUAGACGAUAUGGCUGAUACGUGUGGGACCGUCUGUGAAGCAGCUAACAAGCUCAGAGAUGCUGGGGCCCUCAAGGUCUUCGCUAUCCUGACACAUGGCAUCUUCUCUGGUCCGGCUCUCUCCCGCAUCAACAACGCCUGCUUUGAGCAGAUCGUCGUGACAAACACCAUCCCUCAAGAAAACAACAUGAAGCAAUGCAGUAAGAUCACGGUGAUUGACAUUUCUAUGAUGUUGGCCGAAGCGAUCAGGAGAACGCACAACGGGGAGUCGGUAUCCUAUCUCUUUAGCCACGUACCCCUCUGAAAAACCUGUGCAAAAACCUUCUGUUGAAUUAUUUCACCGUACUUUUUUCUUACGGCAAUGCAUUGUGCCGUUCACUGUUGUCUUGGAAAUGAUGGUCGACAAAAGCCAGUUACAGCAUUAUUGGUAUUUGUGUAAAAUGCUUCGUUUCCAGUUGGAAAAGGGUUCUGUAUUUGGAAAAUAUUGGCACUUAUCACACGUCUGGUUUCCAGAAGGCAUGUUUAAUGUAGUGUGAUUUUGUCACCGUAAUUGAAGCACCUGUCUCAUUUUCAACACAUGCCAUAAAAACAUCCCCGUUGUCAUGUAUGAAAAGUCAGUAUCUUGAAUUUCUCGUCAGAAACAAGAGACAAACAUUACAGCUUUUUGUACAGUUUUGUGACUAACGUUUUUUUCAUUAAUUGCAAAGUUAUGAUUACAAAGAGUUUACAGAAGCCUUUUUUUUAGUGAGAGAGAAUGUUGUCACCAUUUUGGAUAUGUAUGUGCUUUCCCCUAAGAUAACAUUUGUAUUCUUCAAACCUGAAUAGGUAACCUUUUUGUGGUGCACACUUUUCACUUUUGUUCACUUUUCUUCUUCUUUUUUUCAGUUAAGGCCUUGAAUUCUGAGUCUAUUUGUUUGUUUGAUAAUGUAUUUUCGUUUUUGAUGAGAUUCUCUAUAAUUGGAUUGAUGUACAAGCGCAGUGCGUUUUCUUCUCAUAAAUUGUUGUGAAUUUUGGCAUCAAGUUAACACAUACAAGGAUAGUGUUAGAUGUAAUGUGUCCAUUUAAAAUGCACAAUGCAAAUGCACAUAUAAACAUGAACUGUCUACAGGGCGAGUAAAAAAAAAUGAAA
Messenger RNA from Patiria miniata (bat star), 1898 nucleotides. Its product is annotated as ribose-phosphate pyrophosphokinase 2. Bases 69 to 1073 code for a protein of 334 amino acids. Lineage: Eukaryota; Metazoa; Echinodermata; Asteroidea; Valvatida; Asterinidae. The record is from RefSeq and is a predicted model, not a curated record. The transcript is spliced from 7 exons. Gene Ontology annotation, molecular function: magnesium ion binding; ribose phosphate diphosphokinase activity. Gene Ontology annotation, biological process: purine nucleotide biosynthetic process; 5-phosphoribose 1-diphosphate biosynthetic process; ribonucleoside monophosphate biosynthetic process. Gene Ontology annotation, cellular component: cytoplasm; ribose phosphate diphosphokinase complex.